Xyrauchen texanus (razorback sucker) is the source of this 2022-nucleotide messenger RNA. RefSeq names its product T-box brain transcription factor 1b (gene tbr1b). The coding region runs from base 1 to 2022 and encodes 673 amino acids. Gene Ontology annotation, cellular component: nucleus. Gene Ontology annotation, biological process: regulation of transcription by RNA polymerase II; positive regulation of DNA-templated transcription; commitment of neuronal cell to specific neuron type in forebrain. Gene Ontology annotation, molecular function: DNA-binding transcription factor activity, RNA polymerase II-specific; RNA polymerase II cis-regulatory region sequence-specific DNA binding. The transcript is spliced from 6 exons. The record is from RefSeq and is a predicted model, not a curated record. Lineage: Eukaryota; Metazoa; Chordata; Actinopteri; Cypriniformes; Catostomidae.
AUGCAGCUUGAGUGUUGCAUCUCACCAGCUCUCGCGCGCUCCGAGAAGUGUAUGAUUGUGGGCAGUGGAUACACAAACUCUGAAGGAUCUGAGCUCGCCUUGCAGGACUACCCGCUUAUAUCCAUCGGCGACAACCUGGAGAGAAGUUCACCUCUGAAAAAAAACUCCACUGGGAUGACGAAUCAGUCAGAGGCAGACGAUUUCGCCGACUCGAAGGACUCAUCAGGGGACGUCCAGCGAAGCAAACUCUCUUCUGAUCUUGACGGAGUCGCUGACAGUCGUCACAAUUUCGAUGGAUCUGCAGGAGAACGCUAUCUCCUGUCUCAGUCCAGUCAAGUUCAGCCGAGUCCCACCACCAUGUUUCCCUACCCGAGUCAGCAUGGACCGACGCACCCAGCCUUUUCCAUCGGGAGCCCGGGUCGCUACAUGGCACACCAUCCGGUGAUAACGAACGGAGCCUACAACAGUCUGUUGAGCAACACCUCUCCUCAAGGCUACCCGACCGCAGGCUACCCGUACGCGCAGCAGUACGGACACGCGUAUCAAGGGACGGCUUUCUACCAGUUUUCCUCGGCUCAGGCCGGGCUUGUGCCCGGUAAAGCGCAGGUCUACCUCUGCAACAGGGCCCUGUGGCUUAAAUUUCACAGACAUCAAACAGAGAUGAUUAUUACCAAGCAAGGACGGCGAAUGUUCCCGUUUUUGAGUUUCAAUAUAUCCGGUCUUGACCCGACGGCGCAUUACAAUAUUUUUGUGGACGUGAUUCUUGCGGAUCCGAAUCACUGGCGCUUUCAAGGAGGAAAAUGGGUCCCGUGUGGAAAAGCAGACACAAAUGUAACAGGUAACAGGGUUUACAUGCACCCCGAUUCGCCAAACACCGGUGCGCACUGGAUGCGCCAAGAAAUAUCCUUUGGAAAACUCAAACUUACCAACAACAAAGGAGCGUCUAACAACACAGGACAGAUGGUGGUCCUGCAGUCGCUGCAUAAAUACCAGCCUCGACUGCAUGUGGUGCAGGUGAACGAGGACGGAACCGAGGACACGGGCCAACCUGGCCGCGUGCAGACGUUCACUUUCCCGGAGACGCAGUUUAUCGCGGUCACUGCAUAUCAAAAUACUGACAUCACACAGCUAAAAAUCGACCACAAUCCAUUUGCAAAAGGAUUCCGCGACAAUUAUGACACUGUCUACACAGGUUGCGACAUUGAUCGGUUGACGCCGUCCCCGGGUGACUCGCCGCGCUCUCAGAUCAUGCCUAGCGCAAGAUAUGCCAUGGCUGGUUCUUUCCUUCAGGACCAAUUUGUCAGCUCGUAUGCCAAGUCCCGCUUUCACCCUGGCGUCGGAGGCGCUCCUGGCACGGACCGCAGCGUCCCACUUAGUAACAGCUUGCUCUCUCCGCAACAAGCCGAGGAGACCACGGUGGCCUCCCCGCAGCGAUGGUUUGUCACCCCUGCCAACAACCGACUGGACUUUGCCGCCUCGGCAUACGAUGCCGCCGCGGCUGCUGAUUUCGCCGGUAACGCGGCCACCCUUCUGUCGUACGCAGCUGCCGGAGUGAAAGCGCUGCCCCUGCCCGGGGCGGGAUGCUCCAACAGACCUCUGGGGUACUACGGCGAGCCGCCGGGGUGGGGCACUCGCACCCCGCCGCAAUAUUGCAGCAAGUCCAGCUCCGUCCUCUCCUGCUGGCCGUCCAAUGCCGUGGGGAGCACCAGAACGACGACCUCCAGUUACCUGGUACCUGGUCUCGAGGAUGGCGACCCUAUUGCUGCCGAAAGGUCACCGGAUGAAUCCAAACCGAAAGACCUGUCUGAAUCCAGCUGGAUAGAAACGCCGUCCUCAAUUAAGUCCAUCGACUCGAGCGAUUCUGGGAUUUUUGAGCAAGCCAAGCGGAGGAGGAUUUCGCCAUCUGCCACGCCGGUUUCAGAAACCUCGUCUCCGUUAAAAUCUGAAAUGUUAACGCCGAGGGAAUGCGAGAAAAACUGUUCCAAGGACAUCGGCUACUACAGCUUUUACCCCCACAGUUAG